Messenger RNA from Saprolegnia parasitica CBS 223.65, 1290 nucleotides. RefSeq lists its product as hypothetical. Lineage: Eukaryota; Oomycota; Saprolegniomycetes; Saprolegniales; Saprolegniaceae. The transcript has 2 exons. Gene Ontology annotation, molecular function: protein binding. The record is from RefSeq and is a predicted model, not a curated record. Bases 1 to 1290 code for a protein of 429 amino acids.
AUGACGCUGCCCAGCUAUCUCGUCAAGGACCUCGGCGCCUACGUCCAGAGCCGCGCCGACCAGCUGGAUGGUGUGUGCUGCCUCGACGCAGCGCCGUGCCAGCCGCACGGGACCAAGGCGCCGACGGCGUCGCCGGCGUCCUGGGUCAUUUUGUACCAUCCCGAGUUGCUCUUUACGACGCUCGUCGAGCUGCUCCUCGAUGCAUUUGGCCCGAGCACGCCAGUGUGCGUCAACGUGCUGCUUCCGGACCUCGCCCGCGUCGUGACGCCAACGCAAGUGCUCGCGAUCGAGUUGCCGCCGAGCGCGCUCCUGCUGCCGUCGCGCUUUGCACGGCCCGCGUGCGUCGGCCACGUGCGCUUGACGCCGAUUAGCUUGCAUGCGCCCUUGGGACUCGCGGGCGCGACGAGCGUCGAGACCAUUGCCGAGCUCGCCAGAGUGUGCGAGCAGCAGAUGCAGCCGGUUGUGGCGCUCUCGCUCUUGUACUGCACGUACCUCACGCUCGGCCGGUCGUUGGGCCCCCGCAACGCCAAGACGCUGGCGGUCGUCGACUGGAUCGGCGACGUCCUCCUCGACGUGCGCGAGUACAAGCUCGCGAUCGCGUGGCUCACCGAGUCGUCCGCAUCGUCGUCGCCCGAUGCACUGGCACGCUGGACGAACCUCGGCUUCGCGCAUCUCCAGCGCAUGGACACCAAGCGCGCCGUCGAGUACUACGAACGCGUCGCCCGCGCCGUCGCAGGAACGAGCGAGGUUUGGUCGGCGACGAUCGACCUGGCGGGCGCCCAUCGAUUCGCAAAGGCGCUCGGACCUUCGUGGGCGCUUCUCGAGUCGGUGCUAUCGGCGCCUCUUGGCUGCGAGCGGCUUGUCGCCGAAGCACACCACGCCGCAGGUCUCGUGCUGGCCAACAUGCAUCGCUGGAGCCUCGCAGUCGAGUCGCUGCACCGAGCGUAUCGCGCUCGCAAGACGCUGCUCGGAAGCGUUCACACGGCGACAAGUGCCUCCUUCUACGCUCUCUACUACGUCUACGUGACGAGCUCGGCAGCGACCUUUCCCGGCCGCUCGUCGCUGCACCAGUUUCUCGCGACGGAGUGCAACGAUGGGAUGGUGCCGUGGGGUGGUCGGUACUGCGUCUACUGCGGCGCACCCAUGGGCCAAGCAGCCGUUGCGUCGCGGCGCUGGGGUGGCUGGACGUACCUCGCGUGCAUGCCUUGCGCGACAACGUCGCUGGCCGGCGACGCCGUGCUCAUGUACCGCUUGCCGAACGAGGCGCUGGGCCUCUCUGGCACACUCUAA